Messenger RNA from Bolinopsis microptera, 2122 nucleotides. RefSeq names its product serine/threonine-protein kinase stk11-like. Gene Ontology annotation, biological process: protein phosphorylation; mitotic DNA damage checkpoint signaling. The record is from RefSeq and is a predicted model, not a curated record. Bases 262 to 1512 code for a protein of 416 amino acids. The transcript has 7 exons. NCBI's taxonomy places the organism in Eukaryota, Metazoa, Ctenophora, Tentaculata, Lobata, Bolinopsidae. Gene Ontology annotation, molecular function: ATP binding; protein serine/threonine kinase activity. Gene Ontology annotation, cellular component: cytoplasm; nucleus.
AGUUGCUUGGUUUUAUUUAAGAGUUAAAGUUGUUGAUAAAUAUAUUUGCGGUACAACAAGAAUUGACCACCAAUUCUCGAUCUUCUCAUCUCAAUGAUAUUUCAAAGUAUGGUGUGUUUACUAAGAAUGUAAGGGAUUUAAAAGCAGAUUAGACAUAUAAUUUUAACCUACUAAAUAGCAACAAACCUCCCCAAAGGUCCCAUGAUGUUAUAGAGCACCUGACACUAAGGUGUAAUCUGUAGAAUGUAAAGAUGAUGAGUGAUGACCACCACCACCCCAUCUGAGCUCAAUGAGGAAGACCUAGUACAUUUCAACCUCGGAGCAUCAGAUCCGUGGGAUGACGAGAACGACGACUACCCCGAGGUUAUCUUCCACAAGGUUCCCAGCGCUGACAUUGUCUACGAGACCACCCCUCAAAUCCCCAAGUUUGUCGGGAAGUAUCUGCUGGGUGACGCACUAGGGGAGGGCAGUUAUGCGCGGGUUAAAGAAGCUCUCGAUACUGAGACAGUACGUCGAGCUGCUGUGAAGAUUAUGAAGAAGAAGAAACUGAAGAAGAUACCUUCUGGUGAAGAGAAUAUGAAGCGUGAAAUCAGUUUAUUGCAGAAACUGUCUAAAAAUCCACAUCCCAAUAUUAUUGAGUUGUACGAUGUCCACUACAAAGUUGAAAAAGAGAAAACGUAUCUCUUUAUGACAUUCUGCUGUUGCUCAUUACAGGACAUGUUGGAUGACAGUGAGGAGAAGAAGUUCCCUCUGUGGCAGGCUCACAAGUACAUUUACCAAACAUUCCAGGGACUCCAUUACUUGCAUUCCAGACAUAUCAUACACAAGGACAUUAAACCUGCUAACCUGCUGCUGGAUCCAUCUCACACUGUAAAAAUCUGUGAUUUCGGUGUGGCAGAGGAGUUAGACCCCUUUUCUCAAGCGGACACAAUAAAAGGAAGCCAGGGAGCUCCCAUGUUCAUUGCUCCGGAGAUAGCUGUUGGGAAAGACGUGUUCUCCGGCCAGAAACUUGAUGUUUGGUCUGCAGGUGUUAGUCUGUAUAACUUUGUGACGGGAAAUUACCCCUUCAACGCGGAUAAUGUAUUCAAAUUGUACAGAAAGAUCGGAGAGGGGAAAUACAUUAUACCUGAUUACUUACCGGAGAGUCUGAAGAAUUUAUUAGAGGGUAUGCUACAAUACGAGUUUGAGAACAGGCUUAGUUCCCACGAUUGUUUGAAUCAUCCCUGGAUCACAAGAAAACAAAACAGGUCUUACGAUGAGGUGCAGAUUCCCAACAACAUUGCAGAGGAAUCCACCCUUAUCCAGUAUCUAGACCAGCUACACCUAGAAGAGGGAGACAUCAGUCUACCAGGUCACCCUACAGCCCCACCUACCUCCUCCCUGCAGACCAGCUCUGAUGACAUCCUCUCUUCGGAUCAGCGUCUGGUGGGUGAUAUGCUGGAAGUAUCCGAUAGCAGGUCCAGUAGAUCGGGCAGUUUUGUUAACAGUAUGAAGGGUUGCAAGCAACAGUGAGCCGGGACUUGCGGAGUAUUCUCGUUACAUGUUAUCGUAGUUGUUAUGGAUUGUUAUGAUGGUUUUGUUCAGUUGUCAGAAAUAUCAGUUUGCUUGAAAUGUUAUCACAUCAGUAAUGGAUCCCUUACUCAGUUUGCAGGGAUAGAAUAAUGCUUGUGUAUUCUCGAUGUGUGUUCGUGCAAGUCUUGAUAAGUUGAUAUGGGUACAGUUUACUUAUAGAUAGUAGACUAUCGAUUAUCAUUUCACGUUGAAGCCUGGUUUAAGGCAGAAUUUUGCUAUAUUUUUGUGUAAAUUUGUAUUGUAAAAUAACCGCAUGAAUACAGUGUAUCAUAGUUUCUUAUCGUUUCCAUUUAUAUAUAAUGUACGGGUUGGUGAUAGGCGUACAUUUCUUCCCACAUUUUUACAGUUUGCUUAUCAAAGACAUGAUCUCUCAGAAUUUUUCACUUUUUAACUUGUGAUAAGAAUUUAUUAUUCGAUUGGACGUUUCAGUUUAUUAGUUGCAUCAACACUUUCAUUGCAUAUUACCCUUGGUUUAUCAUAUGAUAUAAUUUGUUAAGUUUUAAUCAUUUGAAUUGCUUCAUCUGUUUGACUAAAUGACGUUCUGGCACUA